Messenger RNA from Cheilinus undulatus (humphead wrasse), 9766 nucleotides. It is a transcript of the gene ttll4, whose product is annotated as tubulin tyrosine ligase-like family, member 4. Gene Ontology annotation, cellular component: cilium. The record is from RefSeq and is a predicted model, not a curated record. Gene Ontology annotation, molecular function: tubulin-glutamic acid ligase activity; tubulin binding. Lineage: Eukaryota; Metazoa; Chordata; Actinopteri; Labriformes; Labridae. Gene Ontology annotation, biological process: protein polyglutamylation; microtubule cytoskeleton organization. Bases 752 to 4003 code for a protein of 1083 amino acids. The transcript is spliced from 21 exons.
CGAUCUUUGGCCACGAUGUUUCACGUACAGCAUCAAGCAGGCUACUACAAUGUAAGAAAGAAUAUCGAGUAAAUCCGUAUUAUACAAACGGACGAAUAUGAUAUGGACUUUACAGCUGACGAGUGUUGAUUGCUGUUGAGUCCCUCUUGUUUGUCAACUGAGGAAGAUAUGAGACCAAAUGACAUCACUUUCACUCUCAAGACCUCAGACUUAAGUUUGAAGUUUACAUUUCAUUGCUAGAAGUCUUAAAAGAGGAAGGAAUUUCAGCAUUUGGCUCCAUCUGCAACAGUGAAAGACUCCCUCAUUCAGCCUUGGUCUUACAUAAUUUAACUCUGACUGUUAUUUAGAGAGGGAACCACUUUGCCUUUGGAAAGAAAAACCUAAUGUGCCUGUGUCCAAUUCCUAAUUAAAGGCAUAACCUCUGCACUGCUGCUGAGCAGAGAUCUUGUAGUUCUGCAGACCCGCAGCUCAGUUUCUCAGUACUGUCACUGCAUCUGUAGUGGCAGGUAUGUUGACUGUUGGUCAGGAUUUACAAAGAACUUGUAGUCGAUCUAAAGUGACCAACAGAAAAUACUCAACUCUAUUUAACUGGAGCUGACACCGGAAAAGUUUUUUUCUCACUGAGAGGAGAGCUGCGAGGUGGAACCGCUGGGUUUGGUUUUGUCUCGACUGUUAACUCCUAUCCUGCCUGUCGAUCUUCACCCAGGUAUUAAACCCCUGAGAUAUAGCCUCGUCUUUGUUGGGGGGUACAAUGCCAACCAACCAAUCCUCGCCAUGGGGUGGAGGGAAGCUCGGAGCUGGCUCAAGAGUAGAUAGUUCAACCAAUGCAAUCUCGGUCAGCACACACGCCAAGACUGUUGCGGCCACUAAAGUGCCUUUAAAUCAGACUUCCUUAGAGCUGUCCAGGGGGAAGGAUCAAGCCAAAACUCUCUCCUCUAAUGCUGCCUCAUGUGCUUCACUGUUGAGGCCAAAGUCAGCUGCUUCACCUCUGCUCUCCAUGUGGGCAAAUGGGGAUGGAAAUAAAGCAAACACCCAGAGCCAACUCACCGCUGUGCCAGACUGGUCUUCAGAUCCGCCACCACAACUAAAUGGGAUUCAAAGCCUAAACCAGGUACUGGGUACGGGACUGAAGCAGGCUGGUAGCAGCCUCACAGAGGCCAAUGCCCCCUCCUCCACCCUAAAGAGGGAACAUCAGAGUGGGUGUAAUGUCCAGCUGGUAGGUGCAAAACAGAAAGGUGUGCCACUCGAAACCUCUCGUUCUGUGAAUGAUGCCGUUGUGAGCAGAAGAGAUGCUACUUCAGAAGACACACAGGUGGGACAAGGGUCUGAUUGGUCAGUUUGUCAUCAAACCCUGAUCAUCAAUGGACAGCCAACCACACAGCAAAUGAACAGGUCGAUGCCUGAAGCUGCAGACUGUUCCUCCUCACCCUCAGUGCCUCCUUCAUGCCUUACUCUCAGUGAACAUCAGAGGGCAGCAGAUGCCUCCAGCCUUGUCAGCAUGAAAGUAGAAAUGAAAAGCACAAGAACACCUAUAAGGAGAAUCCACUCAGCUAAAGCAAUGACAAAAAGCAGUCGAACACUCAACGGUUGCACAAGAAUCACAGCUUCAAACAAUCUGCUGUUUGUCAGAGGUGUUCCUCCUGCAGUGAUGACUGCUGCUGCAAACAGCAAGCCACAAACAACACUAGACUCAAACAAACAUGAAAGUCAGUGUCCACCAAGAAACACCUACAGAAGAAGCAGACCUGCAUCAGCCAGUCCUUGCUCUAGUGGUGUCAGGUCAACUGUGCUCAGUGCCAGCAUCAGUGCCACUCAGGAGAAGCAGCCCACGCCGAUGGAUGAUGGUGCAGAUGUGUCUUCUGGUACUGCAGGGGUCUUGGUGGGCUCUGUGACAAAUCAAAUCUCUGCAAUCCAGCUAACCAGGCAAGGACAGUCUCUUUCCAUGUCACCUCCAUCUUCUGUGCUGUCUUCACCCUCGCCGACAGAGGAGUGUCAAACUGGAGAGACUCAGCUGUCUGGUCAGGAAUCAGUUAUGCAGGUGGAUGGAGUUGAGGAGGAGCUGCCUGAUGAGCUGGAAAAUGCCUGUAGUGACGAUGAUGAUUCAGACUGUUCUUCCAUCAACGGCACCUCAUCCACAGCAUCCAUCGCUCCUAAUUCUGGUGUGGAGGAGCCGAUGUUAUUGGAGGCAGAAGAUGACAGAGAGGAGAAACCGGCUUUGGUUCCUAGUUUAUUCCCCUUCUUCCCUCCGACGCUCUACUUCAGCACAGCCAAUGAGAAAGUGGAGCUGCUGCCUGCAGAACAACGACGACUGUUAAAAUGGAAGAUAAGCACCGUUACGCCAAAUGUUGUCAAACACACCAUCGCCAGAUCCCACUUUAAAGUCACCAAGAAAAGCCAUGACUGGUUGGGUUGCUGGGGUCAUCACAUGAAGUCGCCCUGUUUCAAAGCCCUCGGAGAACACCAGAAGUUGAACCACUUCCCAGGAACAUUUCAGAUUGGAAGAAAGGACCGGCUGUGGAGGAAUUUAUCCAAAAUGCAGGUCCGCUACGGCAAACAGGAGUUUGGCUUCUUCCCCCGAACCUUCAUCCUCCCUCAGGAUAUCAAGCUGCUCCGAAAAGCAUGGGAGGACGGUGGCUCCAGGCAGAAAUGGAUCAUCAAACCUCCUGCAUCAGCCAGAGGAAUUGGUAUCCAGGUCAUCCACAAAUGGAGCCAAAUGCCCCGAAAGAGACCACUGCUGGUCCAAAAGUAUCUUCACAAACCCUACCUCAUCAGUGGAAACAAAUUUGACCUGCGGAUCUACGUCUAUGUGACAUCGUACGACCCGCUCAGGGUUUACAUCUUCUCUGAUGGACUGGUCCGAUUCGCCAGCUGCAAGUAUUCUUCUUCCAUGAAGACUCUGAGUAACAAGUUCAUGCACCUUACCAACUACAGCGUCAACAAGAAAAACUCUGAAUACCAAACAAACAGCGACGACAAGGCCUGCCAGGGACACAAAUGGGCUUUGAAGGCCUUGUGGCAGUAUCUGGGCUCAAAAGGAGUCAACACCACUCUGAUCUGGGAAAAGAUUAAAGACAUCGUGAUCAAGACCAUCAUUGCCUCAGAACCGUAUGUGAACAGUCUGAUGAAACUGCACGUUCGAGCACCGUACAGCUGCCACGAGUUGUUCGGCUUUGAUAUCAUGCUGGAUGAGAACCUGAAACCCUGGAUCCUGGAGGUCAACAUCUCACCAAGCCUCCACUCCAACACAGCGCUGGAUGUUUCCAUCAAAGGUCAGAUGAUCAGAGAUCUCCUCAACCUGGCUGGAUUCAGAAUCCCAAAUAAAGAAGAUGUGUUAGCUUCCUGCAGCAGUGCCUCUAGCUCCACCAGCAGCUUGUGUGGUGGGAUCAGGGAGAGGGCCAAGCCUGAUCUGAGCGCUGAUGAGAAGGUAAAACGAGCCUUUUACCUCACACAACGCUACGCUGACCAGGACUUCCUUGCCUCUGUAUUGGACGUCCUGACUCCAGAUGACAUCCGUGUGCUGGCAGAAAGUGAGGAUGAAAUGAAUCGUAAGGGAGAAUUUGAGCGAGUCUUCCCCUCACCAUCAUCAUCUCGCUACCUUCGCUUCUUCGAGUGUCCGAGGUACCUCAACAUCCUGCUGGACCAGUGGGAGCAGAAGUACUGGAACAACAGGACCAAAGGUAUCAGUCUGCUGACUUCUCUCUGUCAUAAAGCAGUCCAUCUGGGAACAAACGACCCUUCUCACAUGUGGUCCAAGUGUAGCUACAUCUCCAGAUUUGAAUCCCAGAGACAAGACCUCGUCAGCCCAUCCAGAUCAAGGGUGGUGGUCAGCCAUCAGCACCGCUCCCGUCAUAACAAUGAUGAAGGAUCGGACGGGGAGGUCGCUUCAGUCUCAAGUCUGCCUGUUUCACCGAGUCCUGGAUCCAGUGUGACCAGCAGUGCCUGCACAAGUCCUCAGCCCAGCCUCAGCCAGAGUCUGCUGCCCCAACAGUUUGCCUCGCUCUGAGACUCGGGUUGCUAACAUCAUGAUCGGUACCACACAGUCCCCUCUAUUAUCUCUCAACACCAAAAUUCUUUUCAACACUCACUCUAAAGGGGAACGAACUGAGAACUGCAAGCUUGAAGCCCAGUCUUAACCUUGUUAAAGAGAAUGCAUUUUAACUGUUAUUAACACAAAGAAGGAAGUGUAACAAGAAAUAUUAUAUACUUAAAGGAUUUUUGCAGAGAAUGGAUUUGUUAUGACUAUGCUAAAUUCCACAAAGUAGUUUUGAUACAAAAAACGAGCCCCAUUACUCAAACAUCAGUAAAAAUCAAACAUUUAAAGGACCAUACCAGUGUUUUUUGUAUUUUUUUAAUAUUACCCUGCUGUUUUCCAGCUGUGGUUUAAAUCUAUCCAGGUUUUCUGGGCAGUAGCUGAUUAACAGUAGUUUCUUUGCAAUGUGAAAAGUGUCCUCCAGAGACUUGCAACACAUCGUGAACUUCAGUUCUGCUAAACUUGUCAGGAUGACAUUGCUGAAUUUGCAAUUUUUGGGUUACUCAGAGCUUUAUCCGGUGUUGAUUAUGCUGCUUUUGUGACAGAAGACUGGCAUGUGAUACAUUUGAGUAAAACCUUCAGGAAAUGGUCAUUAAGGGUGUUUACAGACAAUAUAAAUACUAGAUGGAAAAAAAAAUGAAAUUCAAAAAUUAAGGCUUGAUGAUAUGGCUUAAAGUAAAAUCUCUGUUUCUAACCUCUAAACUCAAUGUAUUAUGUUAAUGGAUUUUUUUUCCUAGGGGUAGAAAGUCGAGCAGGUGCACAAAUAAUCUUAAUAUCUGUCAUUCUGAUCAGGCAUUUCAGUUGAUCAAAGCCCAGGAGGAGCAACUGAGGAAAUGCAAAAUAAAUCUAGAAUUUCAUUUUAAUAUUUAGAUUUCCACUAACAGAAUUAGUUGAUCAAAUGGAUUGAUUGCCGAGGCCUAGCAGUCGUAGAUCCUAAAAAUAUCACUUCACUGAUUCAAUAGAAAACCCUUUGUUGAAGCUCUGGCACACAGAAUUCAUCAUUUAAAAAAAACAUAAAGGUGAUACUCUGGAAAACAAUUUUGACCUAGCUGCCUGCCAGUUAUUUUCUUUAUAGCAAGCAGAGUUGUUUUUGUUAAAUGUUGCUUUGACACCGUGUCCUUUGGCAUGUCAGCAUCAGAUAUCACUUUGCAUUGCGCAGCUUCCUGUCCAUAUUGCAUCCAUUAAAGAUGAAAUUUCAUUUUAUUCCUGAGCAGUAUGAAAGGGAGCACUUUUAAUGUGAAUGCAGAGAAAUGGAAGAUGAUGCUUCGUAUUGGAAUGUCUUUGACAGCAGUGAGCUCAGUAGUUUUACCUCCAUGUUAACACAAGUCAGAGUACCAUAUUUCUAUUCAGAUGUGGUUAUUAUUAAUGCACAGCUAGCUCUAAUUUUUAACAGAAACUAACAGGCUCUAUGAGUAAAGAAAGAAAGAAGAAGAAAAUCUUCCUGUCAAACACUCCUCGUGCCUUGGCAGUUUCCUCUGUUCAUCAUUCAUGUCCACAGGUGUGACUGAGAGGAAAAUAGACAUAGGAUGACAGGUGUGCUGCAUUGUUUGUGAGCUUUUAGGACACUUUGGUAGGAAACAACUGAAUUAAGUUGAUCUUUUCAUGACAAAAGUGAUGGCUCAUAUUGCAUGCUGUUAGGACAUCACUGUGACACCUCCUUGGCAACAGACUAAUAUAAAAACCUUGGAUGGGAUCAGUUUUCCCUGUAGUGGAAGUGCAGUGGAAGGGUAUCAAAUUUUAACAACUAUUUCAGCUGUCUUCUUGUGUUUGGAUCACUUAGCAUUUUCAAAGAAGAGCAGCAGGGGUCCACUAGAAAACUUUCAAACUGUCUCAAAGUAUUAUCUUUGCAGUUCUUGGAAGUUUUUCUCAAACCAAGUACUGACAGGUAAUAAUACUUUGAUCCAAUCUUUAGUCAUGUUUAAAACACAAAGUCAUCGUGAAUGUAAGAAAGAGAGCUGCGGGAGGUUGGUCAAAUUCGCUGAAAAUAUGCACACAUUGUCGUGUCAGUUCAGCUGUCACAAAGAUGCAAAAGUUGAGUUGACAUCUCUUAAAAAUGGACAAAGAGUAAAGGAGAUUGCAUUGUUUUUAGAAGCGGAUAUAUACACUUUUUCAGUCCUGAUCUGAUUCUGAUACACAUGUACAUAUACCAGAUAUUAAAUCUUAUAUAUUUUUAAAAUUCUAAUUAAUAUUCCUAAUGUUUUUCAUGGUAUUAUAUGUGUGAGGUUAACAAAAAUGUUUUAAAAUGCACAAAACUUAUCAUUAUUACCAAAACAAGUAUCUAAACUAUGUGUCAGCUUCAUAUAGAAACAUGUAGAAGCAACAAAUGUAAUGUUUUCGACUUAAAUAUUUGAAUAUUCUACAGUGUACUGCAGGAAAAAGUAGAUUUUAACGCUCACUCAUUGCAUGCUGCUAGGACAUACUGCGACACUUCUUUGACGACAGUGAAAUAGGCAGAUUUAACGAUUGCUUCAGCUGUCUGCUUGUGUUGGCAUCACUUAAUCUUUCAACAAAGAGUUAAAGGACCCUGUGUGGAAAUUCUUGUCUUAAAGAUAAUCUUUGCAGUGUUUCUCAAAAGUAUUCCUCAAACCAAGAUUGUCAAAGUUUUCUAAUCUUUGAUUAUUUUUGGUACAAUGUGUUUAAAACAAUUUCUAUAACUUUUUAAAAAUCGUCAUUAUUGAAAAGUACAAGUGCUUUUAAAAACAGAUCUUCGAUUAUGUUUAAUACCCAAAGUUGCUGUUAGUGAAAGAAAGAUAAUGCUUGUAGUUUGCUCAAAUUAACUCCAAAAUUUCUGAGUCAGGCUGUCACAAAGAUGAAAAAAUCUGUAAACAUCUCUUACAGAUGGACAUAGAGUUCUGAAUUAAAUUCUUAAAAGGGGUAUAACAGUUUUUGUUGUAAAUAGAAAAUAUAAAAAAAGGGCAAACACGCACAGCUAAGGAUUUUACAUGGUAUCCACUCCUCAGUCCAGGGGGUGGUUCUGCUCGUAACUGCUUACAAACUGUUUAAAAAUAAUAAGAAAAAGCUGGCACAAUAAAGCACUUUUCUGUGAUGUUUUUAAUGAAUCACUGGAUGUGAAAGUAGAGGGGGUUUAAGACAUUAUAAGUUCUGUGAACCAUUAUUUAUCCCUACUAAUUAAGAAAUGUACAAAAGAGAAAAAGGAGUCCAUCAAGUCUGCAGGCACACUAUUGCACAAUAAUUGCACCAAAACAACCUGCAACAUUUCGGUACCAAAACUUCGGCGUUGGAGAUGUUUCUGCAUAUUUCGUUAGUUUAAAAGGGUAAUUUUUUCCAAUAUUAGUGGUCCAGGAUUUCCAUUUUUGUUGCUGUGUUAUUAAAACAGGUAUCCAUAUCUUUUCAUUUAUUGAUUUGUUUGUUAUUUCAUAACUAAAACUAGUUGGUACUGUUCAUUUAGCAAUCAGUCCUUUAAAACUAAAAUAAUUUGUUGUUUGAACACUUCCAUUUUGAUUCAUCCCUCCUUUCUUUUUCACCUUAAUGAAUUAGUCAUUGCUGGUACAAGACCUAAAAAUAUCAAGAGGAGGUACCAACUUGCCACAAAGCAGUUUACAAAGGUUAUUUUGAAUGCAUUCACAUUAGCAAGAUCACAAUAGCCCAGCCAACUCUGCCGUACAGAAUGCAGGUGUCAAAAAUGUUGCUGAAACACUGUGAUUCCUCUUAUGUCUGAAUAUUAAGACUGUUACUGGUGUGAUGCUGAGAAGAUUGCACAAAAAGUUUAACAUUCCCAGCCUCAAUCUUUGUGUGCAUGAAUGUUCAUGAAAGAUUUCAGAAGCUCUCGUAAACGGUUGGAGAAGCGGGGUGGCAGUGCUGCAGAGAAAGACGAGACUACAGUCGUCAGAUCUCUGGAGCAGAAUCUAAAAAUCUUUGAGUACUUGAUCUUUCAGUGGUUGGUGGUGUUUUGGUGUGUUUGAUAAAGCCUCUUUAUCAUGAACUUAUAUGUUAAAGAAACUUGAAGAUAAACUUUAGUCUGACAAGCAUGUAAGCAGACACAAACGUAAAAUAAUAUAAAGGGCAUUUGUAUUAUUGACUCAUAGCUGUUAUAAUAAAGUUAUCUCAAAAGUCUUACUUUAAAUCUAAAAAGGGCCUUUGUGUUUUUUUGUUUUUUUAACUUCAUUUUAAGGAACUUCAGCUGCCAAAUCCAUAUCCAGCACCUGAAUUUAACCCUGAAGAAAAUGUAUUUAUUGCAUGGUCAUUCAUAUGAAUUGUUUGAUGGCAGUUUACAUAGAAAAUACAUUUUUAACACAUAUAAACUGAGUCUUUUGGGGUUCAGUGUUUGCUGUUAAGUGAGAACAGAUUUGGGAUUUUUUUAUGGUAACUAAGGGGGAAAAGAAUUUAUGUCAAACAGAAUAUUCAGUAAAACUUCAACUAAAAGCCCAGUUCAGUGCUGCUCAUUUUCCCAAAUAAAGGCAGGUCUCUAUUAGGGACCCCUUCAGGCAUUUAGCAUUAAAAUAUUUAGUGGAUCAAAAAUAAGAAAAAGAAUUGAUUUAAUGAUACCGAUACCUUAAUUUGAGUGCAUAUAAAUAUUUUUACAAUUUUAUAAUUUUCUGCUGCUGCACUUGUUUAAAAAGAACAAAAACCCAUUUCAAAUCAAUGCCUGGGCUGUUAAUUAAAGUUUUAUGGUAAAUCUUCUGUGCAGAUACUUUAUAAAAACCUUCUUGAAGUUAAAAUGUGUUGAUACACUUUUUCUCAAAAGCUAUUCUCUCUGAUAACAAACUGACAGGUGCAGCUGGCUGUGAAUUAGAAAGGUGUUGCUGUUGCAUGCACGAAUAGUUCUUUACCGCAGUCCUAUCAACAAAAAUAUUAAAAGCUUAUGGAAUAUGCUGUGUUUUCAAUCUUAGUGGACAAGGUUUAGAAGCAGGGCUGUCAAUCUAAUUGCAUUAGUUGCAGGCAUUUUUUUUUAAAUGUUAAGCGGUCCUUAGCUAUUUAGUGUAACUUUCUAUAGCAAGCUCCUUCUCUGAGGUUUAGCUGAUUUUAGUUUUGAUCCACCCAAAUUUCAUCAUAACAGAAAACUAAAUACCCUCAGUACAAAAUGAAACAAAAAGGUUUUUUUUUUAGAAAUCCCUGUAGUUUUACUGUUAAACUUAACUGGGUUACUCACAUAGAGAACAACUGAGAUGAUCAUCUGAAAAGUGUAAAACUAUUACACUGGAUGUCACUGGGUUAUUUUGUACAUGCACUCCUGCAUAGUUAUUCAUGUGUAACAGUGCUGAACAGUGUAUUUGAAAGAAUUAGCGCACAAAAGCGCACUUGGAAGAAUUGCUUCAUAUUGUCAAUACAGACUUAAAAACUGUUUAUAAAUAUAACACAAAUAUUUAACACAAAUACAAUUUAAACUUAUGAUUACUUGCUAGCAAUUUCUCAAUUGUGAUUAAUCACAAUUUAAACAAUUUGAUCAUUUGACAGCCCUGUUUUAGAGUAAUCAAAUGCAAGCCAUGUUUUUUGUUGUUGUUUUUUCAUCUUGCUCUUUAGCAGAUACCACACUACUGUGCAGCAUCAGUGCUGUACAUAUUCAUAAUCUUAUGCAGUCUCUAACAAACAUUAACAUACAUGGAACUGAAGUUAGGAUUUUACAUGUUAAGUCUUUAUUUUGUCAAAGGCCUUUAAAGGGGACAUCUGCAAAAAUCACUUUUUCAGGCUUUUCUAACAAAAAUAUGUGCCCUUGUCCACAAUCCCCUCAAAUACCAGAGAAAUUAAUUCCCUUCCACCCUCUCUUUCUCCACCUUU